GUUUGUAACGCAUACACCGGGAUGCAGCAGCGUGGUGCGUGUGGACCAGGGCAAUAGAACGCUGGUGUGAACAAUUACGUGGAACAUUGGGGAUAUUUUGAGUACCGUCAGACAGCGUUGCCUGUCAUCAUGGAUGAUGACCUUUUCUCAGUGUUUGAAGAUAAAUCAUCUGUAACACCAGAUAAUGCAAACAAGAAUGGGAAUGCUAAGCAAAAAACUUCAAAAGAAGUGGAGCCAUCAGUGGAUGACCUGCUGCAGCAGCUGACAUCUGGUAAGAGAAAUGCUGAGGAGGCCAGUGGUGAUGAAGCUGAUGAUGCCAAGAAAUUCAAGGUGGAGGAAGAGGCAGUAGAUGAUGCUAAGCUGGCCGAGCAGAUGCCGCGGAUCCAGGUGCACACCAUCGACACGAUGGAGUCGUGCGUGCACGAGGUAUGCGUGCCGCCCGACCAGGAGUACGUGCCGCUGACGGCGCCCACCCGGUCGCCGCCCAAGGAGUACCCGUUUGUGCUGGACCCGUUCCAGAAGGAGGCCGUGCUCUGCCUGGAGAGUAACCAGUCGGUACUGGUGUCGGCCCACACCUCCGCCGGAAAGACGGUCGUCGCCGAGUACGCCAUUGCCUUGUCUCUGCGCGACAAGCAGCGGGUCAUCUACACGACCCCCAUCAAGGCGCUGAGCAACCAGAAGUACCGCGAGUUCAACGAGGAGUUCCAGGACGUGGGCCUGAUGACGGGCGACGUCACCAUCAACCCGACCGCCUCGUGCCUCAUCAUGACCACAGAGAUCCUGCGCAGCAUGCUGUACCGAGGCUCGGAGGUGAUGCGCGAGGUGGCCUGGGUCGUGUUCGACGAGAUCCACUACAUGCGGGACAAGUCGCGUGGCUACGUCUGGGAGGAGACCAUCAUCCUGCUGCCCGACUCGGUCCACUACGUCUUCCUCUCGGCCACCAUACCCAACGCCAGACAGUUCGCUGAGUGGAUCACCUACCUGCACAAGCAGCCGUGUCACGUGGUGUACACGGACUUCCGGCCGACGCCGCUGCAGCACUACAUCUACCCGUCCGGCGGCGACGGUAUCCACCUGGUGGUCGACGAGCAGGGCACGUUCCGCGAGGACAACUUCAGCGCCGCGAUGGCCGGUCUGGCGAACCCGAGUGACGCGGCGCGCAAGACCCGCGGCCCCGGCAACAAGGCCGGCUCCAAGGAGGGCACCAACGUCUACAAGAUCAUCAAGAUGGUGAUGGAGCGCAACCUGGCGCCUGUCAUCGUCUUCAGCUUCAGCAAGAAGGAGUGCGAGGCGUACGCCCUGCAGAUGGCCAAGCUGGACUUCAACACCGGCGACGAGAAGCGGCUGGUGGAGGAGGUGUUCAACAACGCGAUGGACGUGCUGUCGGAAGAGGACCGGCAGCUGCCGCAGGUGGAGCACGUGCUGCCGCUGCUACGGCGUGGCAUCGGCAUCCACCACGGUGGCCUGCUGCCCAUACUGAAGGAGACGAUCGAGAUCCUGUUCGGAGAAGGUCUGAUCAAGGCGCUAUUCGCCACUGAGACGUUCGCCAUGGGCCUGAACAUGCCGGCCCGCACUGUGCUCUUCACUGGCUGCAGGAAGUUUGACGGCAAGGACUUCCGAUGGCUGUCGUCUGGCGAGUACAUCCAGAUGUCGGGCAGGGCCGGCCGGCGAGGCAAGGACGACAAGGGCAUCGUCAUCCUCAUGGUGGACGAGAGCAUGUCGCCGGCCGUGGGGAAGAACCUGGUGAAGGGCAUGGCCGACCCGCUCAACUCGGCCUUCCACCUCACAUACAACAUGGUACUGAACCUGCUUCGCGUGGAGGAGAUCAACCCCGAGUACAUGCUGGAGCGCUCCUUCUUCCAGUUCCAGAACUACGCCGCCAUUCCAGGACUGUGCGACCGGGUGAACAAGGCGCGCACCAGUCACGACGCUCUCAGCAUCGCGCGCGAAGCCGAGGUGGCCUCCUACUACAAGCUGCGCAUGCAGCUGGCCGCGCUCAAGAAGGACUACCAGAAGUACAUCACGCUGCCCAAGUACAUCGUGCCGUUCCUGAACCCGGGCCGCGUGGUGCACGUCCAGACGGACGACAAGGACUUCGACUGGUGCAUCGUCAUCAACUACAAGCGGGAGGAGGCCAAGAAGACGGACAACCCGCUGGAGUCCAGCGCCACGUACGUGGUGGACGUGCUGAUGCACGUCUCCAAGGAGACGGCCCAGCUGAAGGAGACAGCGCUGCUGGAGCCGCCGCCGACUGACCAGAAGGGCGAGAUGGUGGUGGUGCCAGUACUGGUGCACCUGAUCGACGAAAUCAGCGCCGUUCGGCUCAAGUACCCGCAGGACCUUCGGCCGCUCGACAACCGGAUGAUUGUCCUCAAGACCAUCAAGGAGAUGAAGCGGCGCUUCCCGGCGGGCGUGCCGCGGCUGGACGCCGUCAAGGACAUGGGCAUCCGGGACCGUGAGUUCGUCUCGCUGGUGGAGAAGAUCGAGUCGUUUGAGCGCCGCCUCUUCUCCCAUCCGCUGCACGACGACCCGCAUCUCGACGAGCUCUACAACCAGUACGUCGAGAAGGUGGAGCUGAACAACGAGCUGAAAGCGGCCAAGCUGGAGCUGCGCCGCGCCAAAUCGCUACUGCAGAUGGACGAGCUCAAGUGCCGGAAGCGCGUGCUGCGCCGGCUCGGCUACUGCACGGCCGCUGGGGUCAUCGAGGUCAAGGGUCGCGUCGCGUGCGAGCUCAGCAGUGCCGACGAGCUGCUAAUCACCGAGAUGAUCUUCAACGGCAUGUUCAACGAGCUGACGGUGCCGCAGUCGGUGGCGCUCAUGUCCUGCUUCACCUUCGACGAGAAGUCAAAUGAUGCGCCCAAGCUGCAGGACCAGCUGUCGGGCGCGCUCCGACAGAUGCAGGAGCUCGCCCGCCGGAUAGCGCGCGUCAGCGUCGAGGCCAAGCUGGAGCUGGACGAGGAGCAGUACGUUGGCCAGUUCAAGCCGGCCAUGAUGGAUGUCGUCAACGCCUGGUGCCAGGGCUCCAGCUUCGGCGAGCUCUGCAAGAUGACGGACGCCUUUGAAGGCAGCAUCAUCCGCUGUAUGCGUCGGCUGGAGGAGCUGCUGCGCCAGAUGGUGCAGGCCGCCAAGGGAAUCGGCAACACCGACCUCGAGAACAAGUUCAGCGAGGGCAUACGCCUGCUGAAGAGGGACAUUGUGUUCGCUGCCAGCUUGUACCUGUAGCUGGAUGCUGCUAGUGUACGGCUGUUAUAUUGCUUGACCCGCAUACCGUUCACAUGUUGACAAGUGAUGACUGGAUAUACAUUAUCA
Pollicipes pollicipes is the source of this 3309-nucleotide messenger RNA. RefSeq names its product exosome RNA helicase MTR4. The record is from RefSeq and is a predicted model, not a curated record. Gene Ontology annotation, molecular function: RNA helicase activity; RNA binding; ATP binding. Gene Ontology annotation, biological process: RNA catabolic process; maturation of 5.8S rRNA. Gene Ontology annotation, cellular component: nucleus. The coding region runs from base 130 to 3222 and encodes 1030 amino acids. The transcript has 20 exons. Lineage: Eukaryota; Metazoa; Arthropoda; Thecostraca; Pollicipedomorpha; Pollicipedidae.